AUGCUGAUGAGAGCUCAGGCUGACGAAGAAGGUGACAAAACGUUUCAGACAAGUGUCGACCGGUCAGACGAAUGGACUGACGGUCGGGCAAAACCAGAAACCCGAGACCUGAGACCAGAAACCCGAGACCCGAGACCAGAAACCCGAGACCCGAGACCAGAAACCCGAGACCCGAGACCAGAGACCAGAAACCCGAGACCAGAAACCCGAGACCCGAGACCAGAAACCCGAGACCCGAGAUCAGAAACCCGAGACCCGAGACCCGAAACCCGAAAUCCGAGACCCGAAACCCGAAACCCGAAACCCGAAACCCGAAACCCGAAACCCGAAACCCGAGACCCGAAACCCGAAACCCGAGACCCGAAACCCGAGACCCGAAACCCGAGACCCGAGCGAGGUGAAACUGCGCUCGGGAAACCCACCUGCGAUUGA
Penaeus indicus is the source of this 432-nucleotide messenger RNA. RefSeq lists its product as uncharacterized. Lineage: Eukaryota; Metazoa; Arthropoda; Malacostraca; Decapoda; Penaeidae. The record is from RefSeq and is a predicted model, not a curated record. The transcript is spliced from 2 exons. The coding region runs from base 1 to 432 and encodes 143 amino acids.